Messenger RNA from Knipowitschia caucasica, 204 nucleotides. Lineage: Eukaryota; Metazoa; Chordata; Actinopteri; Gobiiformes; Gobiidae. The record is from the annotation of a GenBank genome assembly.
AUGGAGGAGGUGAUGGAGGAGGUGAUGGAGGAGGUGAUGGGGGAGGAGGAUGGAGGAGGUGAUGGAGGAGGUGAUGGAGGAGGUGAUGAGGAGGUGAUGGAGGAGGUGAUGGAGGAGGUGAUGGAGGAGGUGAUGGAGGAGGUGAUGGAGGAGGUGAUGGAGGAGGUGAUGGGGGAGGUGAUGGAGGAGGUGAUGAGGAGGUGA